Messenger RNA from Patiria miniata (bat star), 1971 nucleotides. RefSeq lists its product as uncharacterized. Lineage: Eukaryota; Metazoa; Echinodermata; Asteroidea; Valvatida; Asterinidae. Gene Ontology annotation, biological process: DNA integration. The coding region runs from base 1 to 1971 and encodes 656 amino acids. The transcript has a single exon. Gene Ontology annotation, molecular function: nucleic acid binding. The record is from RefSeq and is a predicted model, not a curated record.
AUGGCACGUUCCCGUUUGGCACCAAAGCGUGUGCAAACUAUUCCCCGAUUGGAACUUCAGGCUGCUCUUUCUGGUGCUGUACUGACCGAGCUUCUCGAGGAUGAGUUGAGGUUGAGCCUUUCCGUCACUUGUUGGAGUGACAGCACGACAGUUUUGAGCUGGAUUACCUCAGAAUCUUGUCGGUACAACCGUUUUGUCGGUGCCCGCAUCGCUGAGAUUCAAAGACUCACAGACCACACUAUCUGGCGGUAUGUAGUCACCGCCAAGAACCCUGCAGAUGACCUGACCCGUGGAUUGAUGCUCAGCGAGUUGACCACCGAGAGUCGGUGGUCUGCUCCACCCUUCCUCUCUGGUCCUGAAGAGGAUUGGCCAAGCUUGCCAUCGCACAUGCAGCAGGAUGAUGGCGAAGUUGAGCUGAAGGGCAGUCUUUUUACUGCUUUUACCCUCGGCAAUCGAGGAGAGGUUCCAGAGAUUGAAGCGUCUCAGUUUGCUUCCUGGGAUAACCUGGUUGAGGCAUAUGGACGCAUUCUGUGCGAGGCUGAGGAUGAAACUAAGCCAGAUUUCCUCAGCGCUGACCAACGGAUGGAGACUGAACAAGCCCUCUACGGAAAGGUACAAGCUGAAAGCUUUCCAGAUGAUCUUGCAGCUCUUACAGCUUGCAAGCCUGUUCCAAGAAAUAGUCGCCUGGCAAAACUUGCUCCUGAAAUCGACAAGGAUACCCAGUUGAUCCGGGUUAGAGGGAGACUCCGUCGAGCGGAGUUGGACAUUGAUGUGAAACACCCUGUCGUCCUUGACUGCAAGCACCCGAUAGUACAACUGCUGAUCAAAAAUGCUGACGAACGUCUUGGGCAUCCUGGAACUGGUACUGUGCUUGCAGAUGUGCGUCGACGCUUCUGGUUGUUGCGAGGACGCCAGUCCAUCAGAGGUCUACAAGGCAGAUGCACCGGAUGCCUAAGACAGCGUGGUCAACCUUCAGUGCCGAAGAUGGCGGAUAUGCCACAUGCUCGUCUGCGAAUUGGCAAGCCAGCAUUCUACUCCACGGGGGUAGACUGCUUUGGCCCCUACACCGUUACCAUGGGGAGACGAAGUGAACGGAGAUGGGGUAUAAUAUGGAAGUGCAUGACCACAAGAGCCGUCUACUUAGAUUUGCUUGAGUCUCUUGAUGCCGACGCCUUUCUUUUGGCGUUCAAUCGGUUCCGUUCACGACGUGGCGCACCUCAUGAAUUGUUGUGCGACAAUGGGACUAACUUCAAGGGAGGUCUGUCUGAACUGAGGAAGGCAUUCAGCGAUAUGGCACCUGACCUUCAGGAGAGACUUGCCAAAUACAAAGUCAAUUUCAGGUUCAAUCCUCCCUCUGCACCACACUUCGGUGGGACCUGGGAGAGAGAGAUUCGGUCAGUGAAAACUGCCUUGUACGCCACCCUGGGUGAUCGGUCAGUUAGCGCUCCCGUUCUCUAUACUUGCCUGGUUGAGGUAGAAGCCUUGCUGAAUUCUAAACCAUUGACUUAUGUGUCAUCAGACAUUGCUGAUCCAGAUCCCAUCACGCCUUUCAUGCUUCUCAUGGGGCGGCGGGACCAUGCCCCGCCACAGGUUGUCUACCCGGAGCGCGACGUGCUUAGUCGGCGACGCUGGCGCCAGUGCCAAGCCCUGAUUCAGAAAUUUUGGAAGGAGUUUGUUCAGUCCUAUCUGUCGGCCAUGCAAGCCCGCCAGAAGUGGCGCAGUGAGACCGACAACCUGUCCGUCGGUGAUGUAGUUCUGAUGGCUGAUCCGCAGCAACGACGUGCCUCUUGGCCUCUGGCUAAGGUCACUGAGGUACUACCUGGUACUGAUAAUCGGGUUCGCACCGUAAGGGUGCAGGUCGGAGAUCGCAUCUACACCCGGCCAGUGGCACGCCUGAUCCGGCUUCCUUCUGAAACAGCCCUUGGCGGCAAUCCUGAAGCUGCCACUGUGCCUGAACCUGAUGAAACCUAG